Molecule: messenger RNA, 6439 nt
Organism: Pseudoliparis swirei
Lineage: Eukaryota; Metazoa; Chordata; Actinopteri; Perciformes; Liparidae
Product: activin receptor type-2A-like
Exons: 11
Coding region: 939-2486 (515 amino acids)
Biological process (GO): protein phosphorylation; cellular response to growth factor stimulus; activin receptor signaling pathway
Cellular component (GO): activin receptor complex; plasma membrane
Molecular function (GO): ATP binding; activin binding; activin receptor activity
Source: RefSeq, a predicted model, not a curated record
UAAUCAAAUUGGAUCAAAUGAAUCAUAUGGCAAAACAAAGAGGAUAAUAACAAGUAAACGCUAAAUUCCAUUCUCCAUCUUAUUUUGAAAGGCGUCACCGGAAGCUUCGCAUAACCGUUCGGGUACCUCGAAGUCGAGGAGCAGUGACGCCAUCUUGAAAUUCGUCCCGACCGGAGGAGGCGAGGAGGAGACGGACUUCGGGGGAGAAAAAGGCAGCUCGUCCUCAACCCGGUGGCCACGGUAGCUGCGCGGAUUCACGGCAGCUCCGCGGGUUAUUGCUCACACGUGACACCGUUUCCACUCGUUUACUCGGGUCAUUUCCACCGGGGAGAAGGUUGUUUGGCCCACUUUGGAGCUCCGUAAUCGGCUGUUUCCCCGUUGGAUCGGACGGGAGGGGAGAGAGAGAGAGAGAGGAUUGCCGAGCUUCCACACGGAUAUAAAACAACAACAACAACACCCCGCUUUAAGCAGUCUUGUUUUUCUUCUACUUCUUGUUUGCUUGGUUUUUUUUUUUAAACUGAAGCCCCAUCGCGGAGAGAAGUUUGAGAGUGGAGUGCGCUUGAUUCCAGUCCGAUGGAUGUGCGCCCUGCCCGGCUGUGGCUCGGCUCUCCGCCCCGCUGGUCCGUCCGGACCACCGCUGCAGACACGUUCAUGACAGCCCCGGCGUGAGCGCCAACGAGUCGCCCUCCAUUGCCUCUCCGGACCUGGAAAUACCUCCGAACAUCUCCUCCCUCUUCUUCACACCCCUUCUGUUUUUUUUUGGGGGGGGGGGGGGGGGGACUAGAAAGGCUUGACCUGGGAUAUUUGGGAUUUCCAAAUUGACGUUUUUAAAGAUGUCUCUUUUUGCAGAGACGAUGCUCUCUGGAGCAGCAAGACAUUUCAUUUGAGACUAUCUUUUUAGCUUUUGUUCUAGUUGGAGGAUCAGAUUCGGAUGGAAAAUGGGAGACGCCACCAAACUGGCCUUCGCCGUUUUCCUCAUCUCCUGCUCUUCAGGUGCCAUCCUGGGACGCUCGGAGACGCAAGAAUGCGCCUACUACAACGCCAGCUGGGAGAAGGAGCGCACCAACCGCAGCGGCAUCGAGCCCUGCUACGGCGACAAGGAGAAGCGGCGCCACUGCUUCGCCACGUGGAAGAACAUCUCCGGCGCCGUGGAGGUGGUCCGGCAGGGCUGCUGGCUGGACGACGUCAACUGCUACGACAGUAACGAGUGUGUGGAGAGGAAGGAGAGCCCCGACGUCUUCUUCUGCUGCUGCGAAGGCAACCUGUGCAACGAGAGGUUCCUGUACGCCCCGGACGCCACGCCGCAGAUCUACCCGCACCACUCCACCGCCUACACCACCUCCAACCCAUUUUCCCAGAAGCCCCAGCUCUUAAGCACCCUGCUGUACUCCCUGGUGCCCAUCAUCGGCCUGGCCACCGUGGUGCUCUUCUCCUUCUGGAUGUGGAGGCAUCACAAACUGGCCUACCCGGCCGCCCUCGUCCCCACACAUGACCCCGGGCCUUUGCCCCCGUCCCCCAUCCUGGGUCACAAGCCCCUGCAGCUCAUCGAGAUGAAGGCCAGGGGGCGCUUCGGCUGCGUGUGGAAGGCCCAGCUGCUCAACGACUUCGUGGCCGUGAAGAUCUUCCCCAUUCAGGACAAACUGUCGUGGCAGAACGAGUACGAGAUCUUCAGCGUGUGCGGCAUGAAGCACGACAACAUCCUCCACUUCAUCGGCGCCGAGAAGAGGAGCAACAACCUGGACCUGGAGCUGUGGCUCAUCACCGCCUACCACGAAAAGGGCUCGAUGACAGACUUCCUGAAGGCCAACGUGGUGUCGUGGAACGAGCUGUGCCACAUCAUCAAGACGGCGGCCCGCGGCCUGGCCUACCUCCACGAAGACAUCCCGGGACACAAGGAGGGGCACAAGCCCUCCAUCGCUCACAGGGACAUUAAGAGUAAGAACGUGCUGCUGAAGACCAACCUGACCGCCUGCAUCGCCGACUUCGGCCUGGCCCUGCAGUUCGAGGCGGGGAAAUCGGCGGGGGACACACACGGACAGGUGGGGACGCGGCGCUACAUGGCUCCCGAAGUCCUGGAGGGCGCCAUCAACUUCCAGCGCGACUCCUUCCUGCGCAUCGACAUGUACGCCUUCGGCCUCCUCCUCUGGGAGCUGGCGACGCGAUGCACCGUGGCCGACGGCCCCGUGGGCGAGUACAUGCUCCCCUUCGAGGAGGAGGUGGGGCAGCACCCGUCUCUGGAGGACAUGCAGGACGUCGUCGUCCACAAGAAGCUGCGGCCCGUCCUGAGAGACUGCUGGCAGAAACACGCGGGUCUGGCCAUGCUCUGCGAGACCAUCGAGGACUGCUGGGACCACGAGGCGGAGGCGCGCCUGUCCGCCGGCUGCGUGGAGGAGCGCGUCGGCCAAAUGCAGCGGCCCGAGGAGGUCGUCACCGUCGUCACCAUGGUGACCAACGUGGACCUCCAGCCCAAGGAGUCCAGCUUGUGAUCGCAGAACACGGAUGAUGAGCGGCCGACCCCGAUUGGUUUGGCAAAGUGUUUUUUUGGUUCUUUUCUUUCUCCAUUUUUCCGGGUUAUUUUUUUUGGGGGGGGGUCCUUUAAGUGCGGGCCACUACUCGCGUUCAGGAAACCAGCCGGCGCCUCACCACGUCAACCGAUGCCCGUUUUGGGGAUUUUAACACUUUAACAGUCGAAACUUUUAACGAUUCAGGAGAACACGCACACACACACACACACACACAGAGGAGGGCGGCCUGCCCUGCUCCACAGAGAGAAGAUCUGCCGGAGAACAUUUCACAGAACUCUCGCUGCGUUUUAGUGUAAAACCGCAAGAAAAAAAACGAAAAGAAGAGGAAGAAGAGGAAGACGAGCGCCUCUCGAUACUUUUUUCUCUCGUUUCCUCUGAAGAGACGACGGCGGUUCUGCCAACAAGCAACGGCUUCUGAAUGUUCAUAGUGCAAUGCUGCUGUACAUAGUGUAUCAUGGAGCCACCACGUGGCAACAAGCUUAUUUUAAGGGGGGGGGGUGGGGCAUCUUCAAGCAUUACGACGAUAAGAACAACAAACCAUGCACCUCCUUCAACAGGUAUACCUCAGUUCAGACGGUCUCAAUUAGUCCCGGUUCAGUCGUAGUUCAUCCAGACCACCCGCUGUCAGCCGAGGCUCAUGGGUUAUGAAGUCGGCGAAAACUCUCGUUUCCCCCCCCCCCCCCAUCUAAAAUCUCACGGGUUUUUUUCUUUUUUUUGCUCCACUUUUGAUUUGUGACUGAAUAUUAAACUUUCUCCUUUUUUUUGGUUUUAUUUCUUUUUCUCUCUUUUGAGAUUUUAUUCUGACUAUUUGAAAAAAAGAAAAGAAAGAGCCCACCUGGGUUCACACCUGUAUCUAGCUGAGCCAGCUCGCUUUGGAUUUGAUUGUGCACACACACACACACACACACACACACCUCCACACACCUCCUUUUUAUUCUUUUAUUAUUACUAUCAGGAGUUUCUGCUCUCUUUUGAUACACCUCAGGAAACUUUGCUACUCACCACGGACUCGCAUCCUCUUCCUCCUCCUCUUCCUCACCCGUCUCAGACUGGAGUACCUCCUCUCUCUCUCUCUUUCCCUCUCUCUCUCUCUCUCUCCACAUUUAGCCAUGCCGUCGAGAUCAGAAACGGAUCACACGUCGUCUCGGUGUUUUUUGUGUCGACGGCGCGGCGGCCUGCAGCGAGUCGAGGCUCCUCCCCCCCGGUGCCAUCUCCACGUCUCCAUGUCCGUCUCGUAGAUGUCAGGCAGAACGGAUGUACGACGCUCGCCGUCGAGACACACGGCGACGCUUUUCUUUAUUUUUCGGAGUCUUUUUUUCCUCCUGAGGGACGCCCGGCGGUCUCUCCUCAAAGCCUUUGGGACGGUUUCACAAGACGCAGUUUAAAAUCAGGCCUUUGAAAAUCAGAUGCACGAAAUUAAAUUAACCACUUCACCUUCAGGGUAAAUUAUAAUCACGCUUUCAUCCUCGCUAUAUGCCACAUGUUCCCCAACCAUCCCAUCUUCUGUAAUACUUUGCUUACUUAAUAAAUACAAACAAAAGGCCGUUUCCCACCAAACAACCAGGAGCGACGUGAGCUAAUAACAGCCUGAAGCGGAGCGGGUAAAGGAGGAGGAAGUGGCGUCCAUGUCUUUUACAACACAGCAAACCUGAAGGAAGUGAAAGCCAUCUUCUUAUUAAAUCGAUAUCGCUUCCCGUUGCUGCUGAAGAAGGUCAAGGGUCAAAUGCCCCAAUCAGCACUACCUCGCUCACAGGGAUCUCUGGGGGAAGAACCACCAGCGGGUUCUCCCGGUAGGAAAAGGGAUUAAACGGUUCCCGUUGGGGGAUUAUUUCUGGGAGUAAACUCUCAAGGCUCCCCAUAAAUCUGAGACGGCUCCAUCAACCUGUUUCAAGGAGAAACGCCAGUAUUACUCUCUUCUGUGCAGCGGUACCGGCCAGUAUUUGAGCAGCCGGGUGGACCCCAAAGACCGCCUCCAAGCGGUCCACGUGGUUACCUGCCAGAACUCGAGCGAGCCAGGUUCCGGUCCCGGAGCCCACCGGCUGGAGUUUAAAGUGCGCUUGAGAAACCGACCCAAACCCACGACACCAUUCAGGGAUUCAGAACUAUGCUUUUCUAAGUUAUAUGCAACCAGUGCCGCAAAUUACCCGAAACUUCUGCAGGAUCAGCUGCAGGAGUGACUUUCAAUACUCGCAGAUGACUUGUAGCAUUUUAAUUUGAACUUUUUUUUAUUUGAUUUUAUCCGUUACCUUGCAUAUUGAUGUGUUGUAUUUAUUUUUUAAUUUACAAGUUUGAGGUUUUGGGGUUUAUCAAGAACUCGGGCGCGACUCUGAAUAAAGAGUCGGCACGACGUACGGUGGUUAUUGUUGUUGUUGUGGGCGGGGGGGGGGGGGUUCAGUUGUUAUUCAGGAAAUACUUUCAUUACUAAAGAAAAGAUAUAAACUGUAACGUGCUUCUUUCUAUUCAGUCUAUGGACAAAACGACCGAGAAUGAAUGUCGUCCGGCCUCCUGGACUCCAGUCUUGUGUGUCCCGUGGUGGAUUGAGCCCCGUGUAACUCCAGAGGGCUUCGGGUUCGGCCGGUUUUGUGUGAUUGUGCCCCGUCGCCGUAGAAACCGGUAAAGCCGACGCACGCCGAGGUCCGUCCACGCACCUGCUGGUCGUACGGUGAACUGGCCCUACGGCCGCAAAGAAAAGAAAAGUGAAACUUCCUCAAACCUCACCUCCAAGAAGCAUAUCAGAUGAUCCUAAAUGCUCCCAUUCGGUUUCCCUUCAUCCAACACUUCCCCCUCAGGGUCGACCACCUGAAGGUGUGUGAGCGGGGGCCUCGGCUCGCCGGCUUUACGGGUUUCUCUGGACUUCCUGUCGCCCAGCGCCUCUCGUCGCUGCGCUUAUUAACUACCAGUGGAACAUUUGUGUCUUGUUGCCCCCACUAUUUUAGGAUCUGUACAGACAUGAGAACAUAAAUACCUGUAUCAACUAUAUACUCUGAGCUGAAUCUUUAUAAGUGCGUGUUGAACUUCGGUGUUUCCUCUUCAUUCAUUUCUACUUCUCUCGUGUUUCGCCUCGUCGGCGGGGCAGAAAACGUCCUGACGGCGACUCCGGUUGAGCUUCGUGUUGGCUGAAAGCUAGAGGCUCAUCGGAGUCCUCAAGGCAUCCAGGAAAGCACUUACGGGUUCCUCGGCAGAACAAUAGAACCAGCGGUUAAACCCCACGGCGUUCCUCAGGGUACCUACGCGGGUCCCCUGCAAUUUGAAGAACCCCCAAAAGCUCUUUAGCAUCAGUUGCAAUAAAUAAAAACUCCACGUGGCGACGCAACCACCCACGACGGGGGGUCUCAUUCCAGCAUCUCGAGCUCCUCCUUUCCCAGCCGGCGGUAAGACGUUGACCUCCCGUGACCUCGCCGUGGAGACGGUCUCGGCAGCGGGAUCAGGUUCCGGUUGCCAGGCUGGAGAUUUCUACCCCCCCCAAAAAAAUCAAACAAACCCCCUAAAAACACUACGAGCGUUUUUGACCCCGCGUUUCUCAAGGCUCUCGAGUCGCGGCGCUGAUCCAGGAUCUGCCCACACAGCCCGCCGUGGUGACGGCGCUCACAGGGUUUCUGGUUUUAACGGUUGGAAGAAACUGAAUCUGAUCAUUUUGUUUUUGGUCACCCAAAAAAUCUCUAAACUGAUGAACUUUGUGUUUUUUUUACUCCUGAAAUAUGUGAAAAGGAACUUGUGUUAGAAGGCGUUCUCACCCUGACCUUUGACCUCCUAGGGAGGAAUCAGAGAAAAGAAAAGUAUUAAAGGACCCUCCAGAAACCCUGGAAACGUUACCACGGGCUAGACAAAACAGAUCCCAGAUCAGCGCUGACACUCGGUUUUUAUUGGCUGAAGUGAUCCACGUGAUGUAAAUAAAUGUGUUUUUAGAUUGUGAA